This is a messenger RNA of Plasmodium gonderi, 351 nucleotides long. RefSeq lists its product as hypothetical. The record is from RefSeq and is a predicted model, not a curated record. The transcript has a single exon. Lineage: Eukaryota; Apicomplexa; Aconoidasida; Haemosporida; Plasmodiidae. The coding region runs from base 1 to 351 and encodes 116 amino acids.
AUGCUUUUAAAGGCGAACAAGACCCUGCACGAUUUCCCAUUUCAUCCCUACUGGUUUGGGCUGAAACCCAACAUGAAAAAUGUACUUGACGACAACGCUAUAUUUAGCUGCAUGGAGGAAUUUUACUCGUUUCGAUUUUCAAACAUUAGUAGUUUUAAUUUAUUAAAUUUAAGUCACUCCAACAAUAAUUAUGUGAAUGUAUGGUUUGACAAUUUGGACAAUUUAAUUAAAUGUCUUAAAAUUAAGUAUUCAUCAAACAAGUCAAAGAUUUAUUUAUACGAAAAAUACCUUCAUGAGAAAUAUCCAAUAAAUGACACAUUUGAUUAUAAAAACCCGCGCCAAUUUUACUAG